Arabidopsis lyrata subsp. lyrata is the source of this 1403-nucleotide messenger RNA. Its product is annotated as vesicle-associated protein 2-1. Gene Ontology annotation, biological process: endoplasmic reticulum membrane organization. The record is from RefSeq and is a predicted model, not a curated record. Lineage: Eukaryota; Viridiplantae; Streptophyta; Magnoliopsida; Brassicales; Brassicaceae. The transcript has 8 exons. Gene Ontology annotation, cellular component: endoplasmic reticulum membrane; plasma membrane. Bases 451 to 1113 code for a protein of 220 amino acids.
UUAUAGCCGUUUUAGCCAUUAUAUAUAACUAACCACCAAUCAGCAUAUGACACGUCAUCGUCCUCUUUUUUCCAGCCUGUCGCUUUUAAACUUUUUUUUUUCUUCUCUUUGUUAAUGCAACAACUGUUAUUUUCACACGUGUCACAUUUUCCCUCUCUCGCUCUCUUUUUCUCUCUUUCGCUCUCUUCUUCCCCGCACUUCCCGGAGACGACGCCGGAGGAAAAUCGUACGGAAACUUUCUUUCGACUUCACGAAGCUCUUUCUUUCUCUCUCUCUCUGGAAAAUUUCCUUACCACCAACCGAACGAGAGGAGAGAGAGAAGGUGAAUUUUGGGGUUAUUGGUAGAGAGCGAUUAUCGGAAGAGCCAGAGAAAGAAAUAAGCAGCUUCUUCCUCCUUCAUCGUUGGACCGUGACUUUUGUUUUCUUCAGCUUAAAGCCAAAAAAAAAAAGAUGACUGGCGUUGGCGAGAAUCAGCUUAUCUCCAUUCAACCUGAUGAACUAAAAUUUCUCUUUGAACUAGAGAAACAAAGCUACUGUGAUCUUAAAGUUGCCAAUAAAACAGAGCACUAUGUUGCUUUCAAGGUGAAAACAACAUCUCCAAAGAAGUAUUUUGUAAGACCUAACACUGGUGUCAUUCAGCCAUGGGACUCUUGCAUCAUUAGAGUUACUCUUCAAGCGCAACGGGAGUAUCCUCCAGAUAUGCAGUGCAAAGACAAAUUUCUUCUGCAAAGUACCAUUGUACCUCCACACACUGAUGUGGAUGAACUUCCACAAGACACUUUCACCAAGGACAGUGGAAAGACAUUAACAGAAUGUAAGCUCAAAGUCUCUUAUAUUUCCCCGUCUACAACCCAAAGAUCCUCUGAAUCUGGAGCAACAAAUGGUGAUGGACAAAGCUCGGAAACCAUCUCUACUAUACAGCGGCUGAAGGAAGAGCGUGAUGCUGCCGUUAAGCAAACACAACAGCUGCAACAUGAAUUGGAAACGGUGAGGAGGCGGAGAAACCAGAGGAACAGCGGAAAUGGGCUAUCCUUGAAGUUGGCAGCUAUGGUCGGACUCAUCGGACUCAUCAUCGGUUUCAUCCUAAAACUCACCUUAGCUUCUCCCACAUAACAACUCUUGAGCUACUCCGCAUCGCCUACCAUCUCAGUAUAUGUAACUGCGGAAUCAAAACAGAUUCACAUAUAUUUUCGGGUAUUUUAAUCUUCUAAAUUUGGGCUUAUUUCUAUCCCUCUCUUUCUUUCUCCUUAAUGUUCUACACGUUUCUUCCAUCAAAUUUUCUUCUUUUUCAGUUAUAUUUUAUGUACAUUUUUGACCCAACAGACCCUUUCAUCAUUGGAUUUAACGUGUCCCACUUUUUCAAUCCUCUUGUGCUUUAUUGAAAAUGACUAAUCCUUUGUAUU